Cuscuta campestris is the source of this 1670-nucleotide messenger RNA. The record is from the annotation of a GenBank genome assembly. Lineage: Eukaryota; Viridiplantae; Streptophyta; Magnoliopsida; Solanales; Convolvulaceae.
GGUUAAUUUCUGGGUGCCGCAGUGCUACUGUGCAAGUGCACAACGCAUAAACAUCUCCUGCGAUGGUCUUUCCUCAGGUGUAAGGCUCAACGACAGGGAAGCAUGGUGGAUCCAAUCUGGCUUGCGCUCAAGCUGCUUCUCUCCCUCGCACUGUGCGCCGCAGUCGGAUUAUCAUUCGCCGUCGCUUUCGAAACACUCCGAAGAAAGUUCAAUCGCGAUCAUGUUGAAGCUCCUCCCGCGUUCGAAGAUCCAAAUUCAUUGACGCCUGUCCCCUGUCCGAGUAUUUUUGAUCCUGCCCAAAAGUAUAUGUCAUUGAUCAUUCCUGCGUACAAUGAGGAGAAUAGGCUUCCUGCUGCUCUUGAUGAAAUGCUAUUUUAUCUUCAACACCGUGCUGCCAAGGACAGGUCAUUUACAUAUGAGGUGAUUAUAGUUGAUGAUGGAAGUGCUGAUAGAACAAAAACUGAAGCUUUUAAAUUUGUGAAGAAGCACACAGUAGAGAAUGUGAGGGUUGUUUUGCUGGGAAGGAAUCACGGAAAGGGUGAAGCCAUACGAAAAGGAAUGCUACACUCACGUGGUGAGCUGCUUCUAAUGCUUGAUGCUGAUGGGGCAACAAAAAUAGAAGAUCUUGAAAAGUUAGAAAAUCAGAUUUUUGCAGUUGCUAAAAAACAUGGUUUUGGAGCUUCUGCUGCUAGUGAUUCAACUUUAAGAAUUUCAGACGUCUCAGUUGUUGCAUUUGGUUCUCGGGCACAUCUUGAGGAGAAGGCUCUUGCAACGGUUGAGUUUAUUAAGCCCCCCCCCCCCACACACACACACACAAAACCCUCCAUUCCCAGAUAAACUUCGCGGUUUGAUUUUUGUGCUCAAAGAAGAUUCAUUUGGAGAUAUACUUCUACUCUUCUAGAAUAUAUUAAGUUUGUAUAUACUCUUUAUAUAAUCAUAAAUAUUAAGAGUCAAAGUGUUGUAUUGGACACCAUGAAAUUCAAACUGUGAAGUUUAUUUUGGGGCUGAGGUAGUAGUUUUUCAUUUGUGAAAUGUACCAUUCUUGCUCUUUUCUGCCUUUGUCAUUUUCAUUUCUCUCUCUGUUUCCAAGUUUGCAAAAUCCCUUUGUGCCUUGUUUCAGAGAAAGUGGUAUCGGAAUUUCUUGAUGAAAGGUUUCCAUAUUGUGGUUCUCUUGGCUGCUGGACCUGGAAUCCGUGAUACCCAGUGUGGGUUCAAGAUGUUUACCCGAGCAGCAGCCAGGAAACUUUUUCCAAAUAUCCGUUUGAAAAGGUGGUGCUUUGAUGUUGAGAUAGUCUAUAUCUGCAAACGGUUGGGUGUACCGAUAGUCGAGGUAUCUGUGAAUUGGACUGAAAUUCCCGGGUCAAAGGUAAACCUUAUGAGCAUCCCAAACAUGUUAUGGGAGUUGGCAAUCAUGUCUCUGGGUUAUAGAAGCGGCCAUUGGAAAAUCAACACUUGAAGUCCUUUUGUUUUUUAAAGCUGACCCUUUUGGCUUUCAUAGUUUCAGAGAGGAUUAUACAUCUGACAGCAACCAACCGGUCUGCAAUGGAGAUUCGAGUUGCUUUCUGUGUACAAUAUUGUGAAUCAGUUCAGAACAAGUCGUUUUCUUUGUUAAUUUUAGUUGUACAAUAUUGUUUGAUAAUUUGAUCAAAUGCACUGGACUUUCAGGUGUU